AUGAACUGUAUUCCAUUGGGUGUGUUAAUAAAUAUUAGAAAAUUCAGUGAUUUCGCUUAAAAGGGAGUUGAAUCAACAGUAUAGGAGGCUAGAUACGAGCAUUAUCUCAAGAAAAAGAUUAAAGCCAUUUAGCUUAUCAACAAGCAUCUUCAGACUCCCAUUAAUCCUUAUGAAACUAUGAUGAAUUAUGGAAACAGUUAUAAUAUAACAGGAUUCACAAAUUCUAAUCAAGAAUCACCAGCCAAGAAAAACACAAGAACAGGAAUGAUGACUUCUGGCCUUAUGUCUACAAAUAAUGCAAGCAUGAAUAAUUCAAUUAGCUUCCCUACCAAUAUGUAAAUGAAUGAAAUUAACUCAGCACAAAGAUAAUAAGCUAGACGAGUCUCAUUUCAUUCAGGAUAGACUCCAUUUUCUCAUUUCAUAAGACCAUCUAGAAACAAUGCCACUGUUCUAGCAAACUCCGAUUCAUAUUAAAUGGUGGGAAACAAUCAGAAGUUACUAAAAACAUCCUAAGAUUAUAGCAUGCCAUAUCAACAGAAUUAUCAGAGCUUCCAUUAAUAAUAUAGCAAUAGACUUUUAUACAAGACUGGCAGUACACUAAGAAGCCCUGAACUUGAUAAGAGUAGCUUGAUCGUAAAUAAAGAUCCCAAAAUAGAGUUAAAGGUCCCUCUAAGUUAUAGGCUUCCUGACAAGAUACAAACCAACAGACAAAUGAACACAUCUAAAUAAUACAAAGUCAAGACUAAUUUGCAACAACAAGCUUAAGAGUUGAUUGAAAACUUUGAGAAAAAAUUGAUGAAAAAAGAGAAGCAAGUUGAGAAAUUCUAGAAGCUUUAGAAAGUCUAAUAGAGAUCAAGAAUACAGAGUGCUGAUAAGAGAAAUGAGAAAUUUCAGUCUUUGUAAAGACAAAGGUCAGACUUACAUAAAGAUCUUGAAGAUAGCAGCUUAGUGCAAUUUCAAAAGAACCUGAGUGAGUUUUCAUCGAGUUUCAAGAAUUAAAUUGACAUUUAAAAGAAAAAGGCAAAGGAAGAUUAUGAGAAGUUUAAGCAGAUCUAGGCAGUAAGAGAAAAGGCGAAUUAGUCUCAAAGAUUGAAGUCAAGAGAGAUAGAUUAGAAAACUAAAGUAGACUUAGAGGAGUUUAACCAGAGAAUUCAAACAUCUAUUCAAAGAUCUCAAAAAAAACGAGAGAGGAUAAAGUCUGCCACAAAGGAUAAAGUUUCCCAUAAAAAGCUCAAAUGGGAGCAGAAGUAUAGUUAGAUAGGAGUAAACAACCAAGACAUUUAGACCUAGAGGAUGGAAAGAUAAAACAGUUUUCUGAACAAAUUUGAGGACAUCAAUAAAACUCAUGAUUAAGUCUAGAUGUAGAAACUUAAAGAAAUCUUAAAGAGAAAGGAACUAAGCAAACUUAAGCAGGAGGAGCAUCUGAUAAAGUUCCAAGAACAGAGGAAACUACUAGAGAUGCAAAAGCAGAAAGUGCUUUUAAAGCAUUAAAAUAUAGAGAAGAAAAAAGAAAAGCUUCAGAAAUAGUACAAUGAACUGGGAGAAUAUGAUAAAGUAGCAUACUUCAGUGAGAUAAAGCCACAGUAAAGUUUAAAACUUGGAAACCCAUUAGCAGAUGUUAGUCUGAUAUACAGCGGGAACAAGAAACUUAAUAAAUCAAGGUACAAGUCUGAAAUGCAUGAUGAUAAAUCAGCAAAUGAAACUAAUCUUAAAUUAUACUACUGA
Stylonychia lemnae is the source of this 1725-nucleotide messenger RNA. The record is from the annotation of a GenBank genome assembly. Lineage: Eukaryota; Ciliophora; Spirotrichea; Sporadotrichida; Oxytrichidae.